UGCGCAGGCCCCGUGGCGGGACCGCGCGCGCGGGGGGGCGGUGACUGGAGGAGGAGGGUGCGGGGGUGCGCGCGGCGGCGGGGCAGCCGGGCUCGGCUGAGUCAGGACGGUCACAGGAGGCAGCGGGGAGGGUGACCGACGGGCCGGAGCUGCAGCUGCGUAGAGGGAAGGAGCAACGGCCGGGCUGGGCGGGUUUCUAGGGUCGCGUAGAGGCUAAACCCCCUCCCCGCCUCAGGCCGCCCCCGCCGGCAUAGCCCCCCCCCUGUGGGGAGUCACCCCUCGCCCUCCCCUCGGGGAGAGACCCCCCUCUCCCGGGAGAGACCCCCCGCAGCACCCGGCUCCCGGCAUGGCUCUGCUCCAGCGCCUGGCCCGGCUCGCUGCCUACCUGCAGGACCCGCAGAAAGUGGCCGACUUCCAGCGUCUCUGCGGGGUGGAGGGGCCUCCGGGCUUGGCGGCCUCCCCGCCCCUCGCUGAGGAGAGCGGGGCGCCGGGGCCGUUAGCCAACGGCAGCUGCCCCGCCAUGAACGGCGGAGGGGAAGGCGAUGGGUGGCCCCGGCUCAGAGCCGCCGCUGGCGGGGAGAAGCGGCCCCCGAAGGGGCUGGGGAACGGGGCGAUCCCCGAGGGAGCCGGCGGGGAGGGACCCCCGCAGCAGACCUGGGGGAGGAGGCAGCCGCGCCGCAACUCCCUGACCGGGGAAGCCGCCUGCCAGGAGAUCGCCAUCCGCAACCCCUUCCUCUAUUAUCUGUUCAACCUGGGCACGGAGCUGGGCAACGAGCUCUUCUACAUCCUCUUCUUCCCCUUCUGCAUCUGGAACCUGGACGCCUGGAUGGGCAGGAGGCUCAUCAUCGUCUGGGUCUGGGUUAUGUACCUGGGCCAGUGCACCAAGGAUGUGAUCCGCUGGCCACGGCCUGCCUCCCCUCCCGUGGUGAAGCUGGAGGUCUUCUACAACUCCGAGUACAGCAUGCCCUCCACCCACGCCAUGUCGGGCACUGCCAUCCCUCUGGCCCUCGUCCUGCUCAGCUACGGCAGGUGGCAGUAUCCCCUUAUGUAUGGUCUGAUUCUUGUGAUCUGUUGGUGUUCCCUGGUUUGUUUUAGUCGAAUUUACAUGGGAAUGCACUCAAUUUUGGAUGUUAUUGCUGGAUUUCUAUAUGCUAUUCUCAUCUUGGUUGUCUUCCAUCCAGCUGUGGACCUGAUUGAUAACUUCAAUUUAACUUACAAAUUCCUACCAGCUUUGGGUACAGUCUUUCUGACAACUGCUAUGGAGAAGAUAGAAGAACAGUUUGCUAAUCUGCGCAUAGCAAAACGUUGUGCACUAACUGAAGACUCCACUUACUUACUGGAUAUAGAUGUUUCGAAAUCUGUUCAAGCAGAAAGUAACCACUUAGUUGCUGUUUCAUGUUCCAAUAAGUCAAUUAAAGUAUAUAGUAGAGAAACAUUACACUUGCUAAGGGAGUAUAGUGGCCAUCCUGGGUUACUUAAUGGAGUCAGAUUUGCUCAUACAAGUGAGAAUAUGUUGUUUUCAGCAUGCAGUGAUGGCACAAUAAAAUGUUGGGAUACUCGCUUAGCUACUCAGGAAACUAUACAAUUAUUCAGUGGUUAUCCUUCAAAUGUUUUCAUCAGCUUUGAUAUUAAUUGCAGUGAUCUUAUAGUUUGCGCUGGGACAGAAAAAGUUGAAGAGGACACAUUCAUGGUGUUUUGGGAUGCAAGAAGUAAUACAAACUAUGCAUGCGCAGCUAAAGAGCCCUUAGGAACCUAUUCAGAGACUCACAAUGAUGAUAUCACUAAAAUAUGUUUCCAUCCUAUGAAACCCAAUUUGGUAGCGUCUGGAUCAACUGAUGGAUUGGUUAAUGUGUUUGAUAUUAACAAGGAAAAUGAAGAUGAUGCUUUGAUUGCAACUUGUAAUUCAAAUUCAUCAGUAAGUUUUAUUGGUUGGUCUGGGAAAGAUUAUAAACAAGUAUAUUGCAUGACACAUACGGAAGGAUUUUGUUGGUGGGAUCUUACUCAAAUAGAUACUGAGGAACCAAUGACAUUGUUGCAGAUUCAGGAUGUCAGAGAAGUAGUCUUCAUUGAAAAUAGCAACUUAAACUAUCUGAUAGGUGGCUUGUACCAUGAAAAGGCAGACAAAUUGUUUAUUGUUGGUGGAACAGCUAUGGGAAACAUUCACCUAAUAAACUGUGGCAUUGAUGGACUGAGCCUUGUGGGCACCCUUCAUGGAGGACAUUCUGCUGCAGUUCGCUCAUUCUACUGGAACAUGACAGAUGAUUCUUUGUUGACUGGUGGAGAGGAUGCACAGCUGUUGCUAUGGAAACCUGGAGCUGUGGAAAGGUCCCUUGUAAAGAAGGCAUCUAUGAAAAUUGUUUCCUCUGUUCAGCAGCGAGUGAGAAUUCACAGCAACUCUCUCAAAAGCAAGAAAAAGUAAAAUUAUGAAAAUGGGACUCUUAAAUUUGUAGAAUUUUUCACUGUUCUGAGCAAUAUAUUUGGGGUGAUGAUUUGUUUGCACUAUGUGGCAAAUAUAAUUUAGUAUGUAAAUUUUACCUAGAAAUGAUCCUCAUUUUAUCAUGUGAAUAACUUUUUUUUUUUUAAAAGCAACUGAUACUUAUUAAAAGGGUAAACAUUUACUUUGUAUUCAUUGAACAAAGUGUGUCUUAAAAUAUUGUAUAUUUUUAUAUCAAAAUGAUUAUUUCAAAUAAAAAAUAUUGGCACAGAGAUCUUGGA
Malaclemys terrapin pileata is the source of this 2715-nucleotide messenger RNA. RefSeq names its product WD repeat domain 89 (gene WDR89). The transcript has 4 exons. The record is from RefSeq and is a predicted model, not a curated record. Gene Ontology annotation, molecular function: protein binding. Bases 347 to 2419 code for a protein of 690 amino acids. Lineage: Eukaryota; Metazoa; Chordata; Testudines; Emydidae.